Molecule: messenger RNA, 1652 nt
Organism: Triplophysa dalaica
Lineage: Eukaryota; Metazoa; Chordata; Actinopteri; Cypriniformes; Nemacheilidae
Exons: 6
Coding region: 158-973 (271 amino acids)
Molecular function (GO): S-adenosylmethionine-dependent methyltransferase activity
Source: RefSeq, a predicted model, not a curated record
CCAGAAGCGUUUUGUUCCCUCCCACCCAUGACGACAAUACUGCUCAUGUCCAAACGUUAUCAUAUUCAGACCUUUCAUAUGGUCAACGAUACUUUGAACAUCGCCUGUUUUAUGUAAUACAGUAACGAUCUGACAUUUUUUUGCAGUCGAAGGGAAAAUGACUCACAGACUGUUCGAAGGGAAACAUCAUGCCUCCCUUUAUCAGAAGUAUCGCUUUGAUCCACCCGAUGAUGUAAAAGAGAUCAUUCUACAGUAUCUAGAGAAAAAGAAAGGACAACCCCAUCAGCUAGCUGUGGAUUUAGGCUGUGGAACGGGACAGAACUCUCGUCUGUUGGCACCACACUUUCAGCAGGUGGUGGGCAUGGACAUCAGUGAAUGUCAGUUAGAGGAGGCAAGAGCUGUGCAGGGCUUUCCCAACCUCAGCUACAAAGUGGGCAAAGCAGAGGAGCUGCCAUUCCCAGAUGGUUCAGUGGACCUGCUGACGGCUGCCUCUGCAGCCCAUUGGUUUGACCCUGGGAGUUUCCUAAAGGAGGCUGUGCGCGUCCUGAAGCCCUUUGGCUGCUUGGCUUUCUUUGGUUAUCGAGACAGUUUUAAAUUCCACUCUGGUUCUUGUGGUGAUCGACUUAAUAACAUAUAUGAGGAUGUAAAGCAGGUAUUGCUGCCCUUCACAAGCACUAAGGUAGCUGUGGCCAACAAUAAGCUGCAAGAUUUAUAUGAAGCCAUUCCCUUCCCAGACAAAGAGAGGAUUGAAGUUAUUCCUGUAAAGGUGCAGAGCACUAUCACAAACAUAAUUGGGCUUUUUGAGACAUUCUCCAUGUAUCAAGCCUAUCUGAGAGCGGAGCCUAGUGCUGCAAAAGCUCUGGUUGAGAAAGCAACAUCACGUUUUCUGGAAGAGAUGAAGGUUUCAUCAUCAGAUGCCGAGCUUGAGUUGAGCAUGGAGUACUACUGUGUGCUUGCGUGUAAACCUCAUUGACACAUGACCUACCUUCACUUGACACCUUAAAGGGACAGUUCACUCAAAAAUUUAAAUACUCACCCUUGAAUUGUUCCAAAUCUGUAUAAAUGUCUUUGUUCUGAUGAACACAAAGAAAGAUAUUUGAAUGCUUUUAACCAAACAGUUCUUGGCCACCAUUGACAUCCAUUGUAGGAAAUUAGUAGGUUCAAUUAAACAGUAGUUAAAAGUGUUUGCUUUCGUAUUUUUUAAAACAUCUAUAUAGUACAUUUAUUAAAUAUAUUUAUAAAGCUAUCUUUCCUACUAUGGUAGUCAAUGGUGGCCAAGAACUGUUACAGUUACAAGCAUUCUUCCAAAUAUCUUUCUCUGUGUUCAUCAGAACAAAGAACAACAACUUGAGGGUAAAUAAAUGAUGACAAAAUUUUCAUUCCUUUAAAUACUGUCACCUUUGGUCGGCUAUUUUGUUAAUUAUCUUAAUAAAUUUGUUAAUAAAAAGUAUACAUUUUAUGAAAAAGCCAUAGUUUUUGUAGUGAAAUAUGCAAAAUCAUGUAAAUCAAUGCGUAUUACAUGGCUUAAUAUUAAUUUAUAAAUGAUCACUCAUAAACAUAGAUGCAUCAAUCUAAUUUUGUAAAUAAAUGAAUCCUCUUGUAUUUUGCACUUAAUUUUGUAUUCAAUAAACGUUUUCUGAAUCCCACUGAAA